Messenger RNA from Rattus rattus (black rat), 2394 nucleotides. Its product is annotated as cytochrome P450 1B1. Gene Ontology annotation, molecular function: monooxygenase activity; oxidoreductase activity, acting on paired donors, with incorporation or reduction of molecular oxygen; heme binding. The transcript is spliced from 3 exons. Lineage: Eukaryota; Metazoa; Chordata; Mammalia; Rodentia; Muridae. The coding region runs from base 372 to 2003 and encodes 543 amino acids. The record is from RefSeq and is a predicted model, not a curated record.
GUUGCAGACACCUCUGCGACGCCAGCUUGAAAGCCGCCGGCGGGCUGGGAUUUAGCUCCACUUUAUCAACUCCCAACCCCCCACCCAUCUCAACCGCAACUCCAACUCUGUGAGAAAGUCCUGACUUUGCGGAGCCCCAGGUGCACUGGAGCUCAGCAAACUUGAGACACUUCCCCCCUGUCCUCCAUCCUAAUCUAAGUUUAGGUUCUGACUGAGCCAAGAGUGGGUGCUAAAGCAGCGGGCCUCAGGUGUCUAGGACUCCGGGUCCUUGGGGACUCUCAGGUUGAAGUCUUGCAGAGUCUGGGCAGAGGCUCCAGAGCUUCUCCCAGACCCCGCUGCUCUACACCGCUGGAACCGCGCUUCAUCGCAGCAUGGCCACCAGCCUUGGUGCAGACAGUCCACAGCAGCUGAGCUCGCUGUCUACCCAACAGACCACUCUUCUGCUACUCGUUUCGGUCCUGGCCAUCGUGCACUUAGGUCAGUGGCUGCUGCGCCAGUGGCGACGGAAACCGUGGUCCUCGCCCCCGGGUCCCUUUCCUUGGCCAUUGAUCGGAAACGCGGCGGCUGUUGGCCGGGCAUCGCACUUGUACUUCGCUCGCCUUGCGAGGCGCUAUGGCGACGUUUUUCAGAUCCGUCUGGGCAGCUGUCCCGUGGUGGUGCUGAAUGGCGAGAGUGCCAUCCACCAGGCUCUGGUGCAGCAGGGCGGCGUCUUUGCGGACCGACCUCCCUUCGCCUCUUUCCGUGUGGUGUCUGGUGGCCGCAGCCUGGCGUUCGGCCACUACUCAGAGCGCUGGAAGGAGCGGCGACGUGCGGCCUAUGGCACGAUGCGUGCCUUCUCCACCCGCCACCCGCGCAGCCGCGGUCUCCUCGAGGGCCACGCGCUGGGAGAGGCUCGAGAGUUGGUGGCAGUGUUGGUGCGGCGCUGCGCCGGUGGCGCCUGCCUCGAUCCGACGCAGCCGAUCAUAGUGGCGGUGGCUAAUGUCAUGAGCGCUGUAUGCUUCGGCUGUCGGUACAACCAUGACGAUGCCGAGUUCCUGGAGCUGCUCAGCCACAACGAGGAGUUCGGGCGCACCGUGGGCGCGGGCAGCCUGGUGGACGUGCUGCCCUGGCUGCAGCUUUUUCCCAACCCGGUGCGCACCAUCUUCCGCGAGUUCGAGGAGAUCAACCGCAACUUCAGCAACUUCGUCCUGGACAAGUUCCUGAGGCACCGAGAAAGCCUCGUGCCCGGGGCUGCUCCUCGAGACAUGAUGGACGCCUUCAUCCUCUCCGCCGAAAAGAAGGCGUCUGGGGACCCUGGUGACAGUCCCUCCGGGCUGGACUUGGAGGAUGUGCCUGCCACUGUUACAGACAUCUUUGGAGCCAGCCAGGACACCCUUUCCACCGCGCUGCUGUGGCUGCUCAUCCUCUUUACCAGAUACCGGGAUGUGCAGGCCCGCGUGCAGGCCGGUUGGACCAGGUUGUGGGAGGGACACGCCUGCCCCUGCAUGAGUGACCAGCCCAAGCUACCAUACGUCAUGGCUUUUCUUUAUGAAUCCAUGCGAUUCACCAGCUUUUUGCCUGUCACCAUUCCACAUGCCACCACUGCCAACACCUUUGUUUUAGGCUACUACAUCCCCAAAAACACGGUAGUUUUUGUUAACCAGUGGUCUGUGAAUCAUGACCCAGCAAAGUGGUCUAACCCAGAGGACUUUGAUCCGGCCCGCUUCCUGGAUAAGGACGGCUUCAUUAACAAGGCACUAGCCAGCAGCGUGAUGAUAUUUUCAGUGGGCAAACGACGGUGCAUCGGCGAGCAGUUGUCUAAGACGCUUCUGUUUCUCUUCAUCUCCAUCCUCGCUCAUCAGUGCAAUUUCAAGGCUAACCAAAACGAGCCCUCAAACAUGAGUUUCAGUUACGGCCUGACCAUUAAGCCCAAGUCGUUUAAAAUCCAUGUGUCUCUCAGAGAGUCCAUGCAGCUCCUUGAUAGUGCUGUCGAGAAGCUGCAAGCUGAGGAAGCUUGCCAGUGAGAGAGAGAGGCCGGAGGUAGCUGAAAUGUUCGAAGAAAACCCAUCUCAUUAACUGGAGAGGAAAACACAGAUUUUAUUUCCUCCAGCUUCAUUUUGGCCUCAGUUCUCAAGAGUGAGCGGAAACCAAGAGGCGGGCUUACCAAUUCAUGGCUCCUCACCGGCCAGCGCUGGAGAUCCUGAAGUAUUUUGAAAUUGAAGAGUAACAGGGCCCAAGGAAUUUGGAUACUGUUCCCCCCUCACCCCCAUUAAACACAUGCACACAAAUCAGCAUGUGUGUACAGCUAUCCAACAAAAUAUUUCAGUAACUCUGCCUUUUUGGGUCGAUUUGAAAGGGAACUUCUAUGUGCAGAAAUUGCCCCAUAGGAAACCACAGUAAGCAGAGGCUUAGGAG